Messenger RNA from Cuscuta campestris, 2160 nucleotides. The record is from the annotation of a GenBank genome assembly. Lineage: Eukaryota; Viridiplantae; Streptophyta; Magnoliopsida; Solanales; Convolvulaceae.
CCAUCACGUUACGCGGCGACUCUCCUGGACCACGCCCUGUGUCGUACAAUCAGUUAAGCGCCCUCCUUGCUACCCCCGAGCCAGUGGACCUUUACGAAGUGGUGGGUACACCUAUGGAACAGCCGCAGGUCACGGCCGCAGAUCCUCAAUUCCCCGCCGACCUGCCGGAUCCCAUCCGGUCCUUGCUCACCCAUCAUGCGCCUGUCGUCCAAACUCCGGAUCAACAAUUCUAUAUCCGCAAACUCAUGGGGUAUAAGUUUCCGAUCGAAUACAAGACAGGGGCCUCUAACCGGGCCGCGGAUGCUUUAUCACGACGUGGAGAUGACGCCGAGGUUGCAGCCCUAUUCACGACCUAUGCACGGCCACUGCCCAAACUCUUGGAAGCCAUUGCUGCAGAGAACACAACCGAACAGGAACUCCUCCGGCUUCAUGAAGCCGUGGCUGCUGGAACAGCACACCCCGGGUUUACAGUCCGUUCCGGCAUCCUUUAUUAUCAACACCGACUGGUCCUGGCGUCAACCUCUUUCUUUCGUCACCAGCUGCUCACCGAGUACCACAGCUCCCCGAUGGCUGGGCACCAGGGUGUAGAACGCACAUUCCGCCGCCUCGUCACCACCUUCUAUUGGCCUGCCAUGCGUGCGGACGUACGCCGUUUUGUGGCAGCCUGUUUGGCGUGUCAGACUACCAAAUAUUCCACCCCAUUGUAUGGCCGCCUACCGCCUUCCCUCUUUCCGAUGAUCUCAACUCGCUCGCGUGUGGCUUCGGUGGAGGAGCUCUUACGUGACCGCGCCGAAUUGCUCACUGAUUUGAAGAAUCACUUGGCCACCAUGCGGCAGCGAAUGACCCAGCAGGCCAAUGCUCAUCGCCGGGAGGUUACUUAUGCUGUCGGCGAUUUGGUUCUUUUGAAGCUCCGGCCAUACCGUCAACACUCCAUCACCCGACCUCUCUCCACAAAGCUCUCUCGGCGGUUUUAUGGGCCUUUUCCCAUUCUUGAGCGGGUUGGUCCCGUAGCGUACCGUUUACAACUUCCGUUGGGCAGUCGUAUCCAUGAUGUAUUCCAUGUCUCCUUAUUGCGGCCCUUUAUGCAAACCGGCGACACUCUCCCGCCAGUCUCCCUACCGACUGAUUUUUAUAAGGGCCGCCCGAUUUCAGUUCCCAUUAAGGCGCUCGAUGCACGGGCCAUUCUGGUGGAUGGCCUCCCGCAGGACCAAUGGCUGAUUCGUUGGUCGGAUGGCGGCCCGGAAGACAGUACGUGGGAACCAGUUGUAGACAUCCGCCGCCAUUACCCUGAUCUUGGCCUUGAGGACAAGGCCGUUUCCGACCCCGGGGGGGUUGAUACGGGGGUUGUUUCUGACCAGACCACCCCAACAGACCACUCGGCUCCACGACGUGUUCGCCCGAAGCAGUCCGUUCAAGCCCCGAAACAAGCUGGAAGAAGAGUUAUAUCUGAAGAAGUUGGCCGGUCAAUCGUUGAACCAAAGGACCAGGUUUCCGAGCUCACCCUCCUCCUUGACUCCGCUAAGUCAGAGAUCAAUGACCGGGUUGAGAGGGAGAAGAAGCUGGAAGAAGAGCUGAUCGCUGAAAGGGACACGUUAAAGGAGGAAAGGGCCAAGUUGGUGGAGGCGGAGAGGAAGGUGGCAGAGCUGGAAGAUGCUUUGGCCCAAGCUGAAGAGACUGCCCGGUCAAAAGAGGAGGCCUUUCCUGAUGAUGCUGCGAUUUGGGCCGCCUGCCAUCACACUGAAGUCGCCCGGUCCAUUCUCACCAAUCCGGAGGACACCAUGGAUUUUUUCAAAGUCAUGUAUAAGGAACCGGAAGGAAAGAGAAUGAUAACAGACGUCGGGUCUUAUGGGUUCCAGUGUGGUCAAAAGGAAGAGAGGUCUCUUCUAUAUUCCAGACUCCAAAAGAGGGACCCCUCCUUUGACCCGGCCAAAAUGAAGCUCCCGGCCUUGUAUAAGGAAGAGCCAGCUCCCCCCUUUCCUCUAGAGUAGGUUAGGGUUUGAUUUGAAAAAAACUUUGAAUUUUCCCAAGGCCUAGGGGAUGUCCGGCCUACUUCUGACUUGUGUAAUAUUAUCUUUUGUUUGGCAUGGUUUUCAAUUUACCUGCUUGUUUCUUCUUUCAGUUUGCAUGGUUUGAUUCCUUUUUCUCGCUUGCUCAAUAUUU